CCCGAGCCUAUCGCCGUGAUUGGCAUGGGAUGUCGAUUCCCCGGCGAGGCAUCGUCUCUUGCGGGCUUCUGGGAGAUGCUCCGUCAUGGGCGAUCUGGCAAUGGCCGGGUUCCUGAGCGGAGCUACAAUCCGGAUGCGUUUUAUCAUCCUAAUAAUGAUCGAAAGGGAGCUAUUAACCAUACGGACGGCUUCUUCCUCGAGGAAGAUGUCUCCCUCUUCGAUGCUCCUUUCUUCUCCAUCACUGCCAAGGAGGCGGCUGGAAUGGAUCCUGUUCAGCGUCUGCUGUUGGAGGUGGCAUAUGAGACUUUUGAAAACGCCGGAAUCCCCAUCGACCAACUCCCUGGGAGCAUGACAAGCGUGUAUUCCGGAUGCAUGACCAACGACUAUGAAUUGCUGUCUACUCGAGACAUCCAUAACAUGCCGCAUAAUUCAGCCACAGGCAAUGGAAGAACGAUGCUGGCGAACCGUAUCUCGUGGUUUUACGACCUGCGUGGCCCGAGUAUCAUGCUUGACACUGCUUGUUCAUCGAGCUUGUCGGCGUUGCACUUAGCUUGUCAGUCGUUGAGAUUGCGAGAGUCGAAGAUGGCCCUCAUUACGGGAUCGUCGCUUAUCCUUCAUCCCAACUUCACUCAACGUCUGAGUUACAUGCGCAUGCUCAGCCCAGAUGGAAUCAGCCACUCAUUCGACGAACGGGCCAAUGGCUACGGACGAGGCGAAGGUAUCGGGGCGAUGAUUGUAAAGCCCCUCCGCGAUGCCCUGGCAGACGGUGAUAAUAUCCGUGCCGUGAUUAGAGGAACAGGAUCCAACCAAGACGGACGAACACCGGGAAUCACGAUGCCAAAUGGGGAUUCUCAGGCUGAUUUGAUUAGAAGAGUCUAUGCGGAGACUGGGCUGGCUAUGAAGGAUACAUCGUACUUUGAGGCGCAUGGAACGGGGACUAAGAUUGGUGAUCCAACCGAACUGGAAGCACUGGGCACCACAUUCGGACUUGACAGAGACCCCGAAGACGGACCAAUGUAUGUUGGAAGCGUCAAGACGAAUAUCGGUCACACUGAAGGCGCAGCCGGUAUAGCAGCGAUGAUCAAAGUGGUCUUAAAGUUGGAGAAAGACAAGUUCGUGCCGAAUGCAGGAUUCAAGAAACUCAACCCGAAGAUCAAACUGGAUGAGUGGAAGCUGCGAUUGACCAACGAUUACAUGCAGUGGCCUCCAUCUCUGAGUCGAAGAGCGAGUGUCAACUCCUUUGGAUUUGGUGGUGCCAAUGCGCACGUUAUCGUCGAGAGUGCUGCUCAGUUUCUGUCUGGGCUGAAGAAUAAUAUCAUUGCUCUCCCUAGUGCUGACACAGAGGUGCAGAUACCAGAACAGACUGAGAAAGCAAAGAAACUGCUGGUUUAUUCAACGCAGGAUAAGAAUGGCAUCGCUCGACUGGGCGAAUCAUGGAACAACUUUCUACAGAACAAGCCAGACGAACCUGAGAAUCCCGACUUUCUCGAUGAUCUAGCUUACACACUCGCCAUCCGACGAUCCGUCUUUGGAUAUCGCAGUUUCGCAGUCGCCGAUUCCAUCGUUGAGCUCAAAUCCAGUGUUGAAUCCGGUCUUCCAACUUUCCCUCGCGCGGGACGCAACAACCGAAUCCUCUUUGUCUUCACCGGCCAAGGGGGGCAGUGGGCCGGAAUGGGCAGACAAUUACUGAAGCAGCCCGUGUUUGCAACGAGCAUGGCCAGGACGCAGGCUGUUUUGCAGAAACUGGGCUGUGCAUGGGAUAUUCGUGAUGAGAUCCAGAAAACGGAUAAUCCACAGAUCAACACACCGGAAUUCAGUCAGCCAGUCUGCACGGCGUUGCAGAUUGCACUUGUUGAUUUGCUGGCUUCGUGGGAUAUUCAUCCCAAGGGGACAGUUGGUCAUUCGAGUGGUGAAAUGGGCGCUGCGUAUGGUGCUGGCUAUCUGUCUCAUGAAGAUGCCAUUGCCAUUGCCUAUUCACGAGGAAUCUGCUCAUCGCAGGUCAGACCUCGUCUGUCCAAAGACGGAGCAAUGAUGGCUGCUGGCCUUUCUGCCGAUGAAGCCCAGGCGUAUCUUAAGAAGGUCCCUGAAGGAUCAGCCGUGGUGGCAUGCAUCAACAGCCCUUCGUCUGUGACACUCUCUGGCGAUGACGAUGCCAUCACCACCCUCGAGUCUCUCAUUCAAGAAGAUAAGAAGUUCGCACGAAAACUGCGCGUUGACACUGCAUAUCACUCGCCCCAGAUCGCAGUCGUAGCAGAAGAUAUGCGUCGUUCUAUCCAGGAUGUCAAACCGCAAACACCAGCUGAUGCCAGUGUCACCAUGUUUUCAUCCCUGAACAAGAAGGUCGUUAAGCCAGACGACCUCAUCCCUGAAUACUGGGUGCAGAACAUGUUGAAUCCCGUCCAGUUCGAAGGAGCAGUUACCAGUGCCUUUAACCACACCGAAGCCGGCAAGGUUCGACGACGAGCUCGCGUGAACUGGUCGUGUGCCGUUGAGAUCGGACCUCAUGAAGUGCUCAAAGGACCGCUUCUACAGACAGUUGAGAAGAUCGACAAGAACAUGGCCAAGAUUGCAUAUCUCACUGCGGUCAAGCGCAAUCAAGAUGCUGAAGUGACGGCCCUCGCGUUGGCAGGCAGUCUGUGGAGUACUGGCCAUCCGGUCAAUCUAUCAAAGAUCAACGGCAUCGAUGAUCGUGAAACACGGCCUCAGGUUGUGGUUGAUCUGCCUUCGUACCCGUGGAACCAUCGCUCGUCAUUCUGGCAUGAACCUCGCGAUACAAAGACGCUUCGAACAAGGGCAGUGCCACGCCAUGACUUCCUCGGAGUGCCUAUCGACUUUCAGAAUGACCUCGAGCCAAGAUGGAGUCAUUAUCUGCGUGUCUCUGAGAAUCCAUGGAUUGCAGACCAUGUCGUGGCUGGGUCAAUUCUCUAUCCCGCCGCAGGAAUGGUGGUGAUGGCCGCAGAAGCAGCACGACAACUCGCAGAUCCAAGCCAAAAGGUGGCUGGCAUUGAGUUGCAGGAUCUCCAAUUCUAUCGAGGAGUCAUUGUCCCUGGCGAUGACCAGGGAUUAGAAACAGCCAUCCAUCUCAGCCCGCAUAAGAGUCUGCCUGGAUGGUUUGAAUUCGGCAUCUUUUCUCUUCCUCCUGAUGGAUCGUGGACGAAGCACUCAGAGGGUAUUCUAUCUGUGCGAUAUACCAAUCCAACGGAUGCAGAGCACUGGAAGAAGGAAGCUGUCAAAGCCCGACAUACUCAGAGCAAAUCGACUGAUGUCCCAAUGGACGAUGUAUACAACUGGCUAUCCAACAUUGGUGUCGAACUCGGCCCAUCAUUCCAUUCCAUCACCAGAACGGCAUUCAGUAAUGAAUCCUCGAGUACCUGGGGCUCAGUGGUGGUCACGGAUACCAAAGAGAACAUGCCGCAUGGGUAUCAAUCCGACUAUCUCAUCCAUCCUACGACGCUGGAUUCUCUCUUCCAAUCUGCUGUUCUCUCGUUGUCCGAAAAGCUGCAAGAAAAGAAAGGCCAUAUCCCAGUUGCUGCACAGCGUAUCUUCAUUCCGACUGGUAUUCCAGUAGAAACCGGCUCGUCGUUUGACUUCCACAUUCAGACAAGAAAGGAGAGUGGUGAGGUUCGUUCGAAAUGCAUCACCUCUGAUCCUGAAUGGUCAGCGCCUGGUAUUGUCAUGGAAGGCGUACUUCUGGGAGAAAUACCAAUGGCUUCAUCUGCAGCAGGACAAGGGGGUGAUGGAGAAGCUGUUCAGAAAUGCUCGACCAUCACCUGGGAAGAAGAUGUGGCUUCGGCAGAGGCUGUCGUGGGUUCUUUGUCUACUGAUGCUGAAGGGAUUGGUUCUGCUUUGCGAGAUUGGAUGGCCAGAUUAUGCCAUAACAAUGGCGACCUAUCUGUUAUUUUCUUGACAGAUGAAUUGGCUUCGCAUGAUAUCAACGCCAUAAAGCAAUUCGGACCAUCCAGCGUCCAUCGGCCUCGAUUCCAGCAACUCUCUAUCGCAGUGCCAUCCUCAGCAGUCGAAGCCACCAAAGAGACUCUCGCUGAAGUCGAACCACCAGCCACAGUAUGGGAGAUUGACUACUCGCUUCCUCUAUCCAAAGAGGCUGUAGGUGAUACAACUUAUGAUUUGGUGCUGCUGGACACUUCCAAACUCGGUGCCAACGCCGCGCAAGUAAAGCUGGACUUUGCAGCAUCUCUUGUGGACGAAGAAGGAUGGUUCAUCGGAGUUCUUCCCAGAUCUUCACUGCCAUGGAGUCCUAUUCUCACAGACCUCGAACUGAAUCGCCAAUCGUUGCAUCUUGAGUCGUCCAACAGUGAAGCAUUCAUCGCACAGAAAGACUCCAUCAUCGUGGACGUCGAUCCCGAAGUAUACGUCUUGACUCGUAACGAAGAUAAAAGCCAGAAUAAACUGCUCGAUAAGCUGUCUGCAUAUCUGUCCUCUCAUGGAACGUCACUCAAGAUAUCCACACUCGAUGAUGUGGGUGAUCUUCAAGGGAGAACAGUCAUUUCCCUCCUCGAAGCCGACUCGCCAUGGGUAUCUCAAUGGAACGAAAGAGAAUACCAGGCCUUCCAGAGUCUCGUGCAUUCAGCUACCUAUAUACUCUGGGUAUCGCGUGAACAUGACCAGGGGCCGGAGAUUAACGUCGAGUUUGGAGCAACCACCGGUCUACUGCGGACUAUACGCAGUGAAAUCCCUGGCUUGACGAUGCCACAUUUGACUAUCAACUGGGCGACACCGCUUGAUCAUGCCAGUAUUGCGAGCAGCAUCUACAAAGUUCUCAAGCGGACUAUUGUUUCUGGGAAACGGGAGGUUGAGACAGAAUUCAGACUAGAAGAUGAGAAGCUGUUGAUUCCUCGGGUCGUCGAGACACCUGGUGUUGAAAAGGACGUGCGAGUGCAGAUUGACGGUCCUCGACCAGUUCUUGGGUCUCUUUCUGAAGACGAUCGGCCGUUGAAGCUAUCAAUUGAUUCUUCCUCGCUGGAUGAAGCCAGCUGGAUUCACGAUGUUGAGCUGGAGCAACCACUUCCGUCAGAUUCAGUGGACGUCCAAAUCGACGCAGUAGCAGUGACAGACCACGACAUCAACACAUUGAAGAACCAAAAAUCUCAAUUCGGCCGUCAAGCCUCAGGGACCGUCAUUCAGAUUGGAUCGACCGUGUCUGGUCUCCGUCCUGGCGAUCGCGUGGUAGUCUUGUCUGCUGGUGAUUCUCUCCUUCGAACGCAUGCUCGUCUUUCUUCUUCUGCUGUCUGCAAAGUUCCUAGAAUUGUUGAUUCUACUAUGGCUGCUAUUCUGCCUACUGCUUAUGCGACAGCUUAUCAUGCCCUGUUUGAGUUGGCAAAGGUGGACAAGACAAACAGGAUUCUCAUUGCGGGAUGCACCGAUGCAGCACUGGGAGCUGUCCAGCUGGCAUCAGCGACAGGAAUAGAGGUAUUCCUGGCCGUGGAGUCAGAAGAUGACAGAAGCAUUUUGAUUGAAAAGUACAACGUACCAGCAGACAACAUCUUCGACUUUGCAGAUGGAUCACUCGCAGACGAUGUUCUCGACCGGACAGACCGGAAAGGCGUGGAUGCAGUCAUCAGCACCGUGUCUGGUCUGCAAUGCCGCGCAGCAGCAGCAUCCCUUGCCAAUUUUGGUAAAUCGAUCGAUCUUAGCGGUCAUCUGCGUCCAUCGGGUCUUCCACAGACGUUCAUCUCACGGGGCUGCUCGCUGCAGGUGUUUGAUCUCGAGCAGAUGUUGAGUUUCAAGCCAGAUGCUGUGUACCAGGCAAUGCGUGAGACGCUGCAUUUAAUCGAUGUUAUCAAACCUCCUUUGUACCAUCCAUACAGCACAUUUCCAGUGUCAGAUAUCAAAGAGGCCGUCGUGGCAAAACAAGGAGGUCAUCGCGGACCAGUCAUCCUCGAUCUCAGAGCAGAUGGAGCAGUUCGUAUCAUCCCUCGUCCUCCCCCAACUGCAUCAUUGGAUCCAGAAGCAACAUAUGUUCUCUCCGGUGGACUGGGAUCUCUCGGUCUUAGUUUCGCAGAGACUUUAAUCGAAGUCGGAGCACGACAUAUCGUCUUUUUAUCUCGUUCUGGAGCCAUCCAUGACUGGCAGAAAGAUGCGUUACAGGGUCUGUCCAAGGAUGGAUGCACUGCGCAGGCGAUUACCUGCGAUGUCAGCAAGACAGCUGACGUACUGAACUUCAUCGGUCUCUCUCUUGCGAAUAACUGGAAGAUCAAGGGUGUCAUCCAAUGCACCAUGGUGUUACGGGACAACAUGUUUGAAAAAAUGACCUACACCGACUGGACCGAAUCAACCGCCUCCAAGAUCCAAGGAAGCUGGAACCUGCACCGUCUUCUCCCCCAAAAUCUGGAUUUCUUCAUCACCCUCUCUUCUGUGGCGUCUGUGAUAGGCAAUAUCGCGCAGGCGAACUACUCUGCCGGAAAUGGGUUUAUGGAUGCGCUGACCACGUAUCGUCGGAAGAAGAAUCUGGCUGGCACGACGAUUAACAUUGGUCUGGUGACAGAUGGAGGCGCAGUUACUGAAGUGCGGAGUGAGAAGGAGCGGGAGGAGAAGUAUAGGAAUUUGACUGGGACGACGAUCUCGAAGAAUGAGUUGCAGGUGAUCCUCAAGGUGAUUCUCAAGGGCAAGACGGCAAGUGGCGAUAUCAUUCCCCCUCAAGUGAUCGCUGGUAUUGCAGAUAAUCUUGCACGAGAUGGAUACAUCACGACCUCGUGGCAGUUGGAUCGCAAAUUCGACCAUCGCAUCAAGAGUGCUGCUGCAGAGAACGGCAAAGAUGGCAAAGACGGCAUCAGCAAGAUGAUAUCCGAGAGUGAGAAUAUUGCAGAUGCUACUAAAGUAGUCGAGCAAGGUCUCAAGGAAUAUGUGGCUGCUGCUAUGACGGCAUCUGCUGAUUCGAUUGAUACGGAGCGUCCGUUGAAUGCUCUUGGAGUCGACUCGUUGAAAGCAGUAGAGCUUCAAGGCUGGGUGCUGCGAGAGAUGAAGUCUGAGAUAUCCUCAUUUGACAUUCUCAGUUCGAUGCCGAUGAGCCGAUUGUCCGAGAAGAUUGCAGAGGCGAGUUCGGCUGUGAAGGCUUAAGUCUAUAUAGAAU
This is a messenger RNA of Aspergillus wentii DTO 134E9, 7087 nucleotides long. RefSeq names its product type I polyketide synthase. Bases 25 to 7074 code for a protein of 2349 amino acids. The transcript has 8 exons. Gene Ontology annotation, biological process: secondary metabolite biosynthetic process; fatty acid biosynthetic process. Gene Ontology annotation, molecular function: oxidoreductase activity; 3-oxoacyl-[acyl-carrier-protein] synthase activity; fatty acid synthase activity. Lineage: Eukaryota; Fungi; Ascomycota; Eurotiomycetes; Eurotiales; Aspergillaceae. The record is from RefSeq and is a predicted model, not a curated record.